Messenger RNA from Fusarium redolens, 1722 nucleotides. RefSeq lists its product as uncharacterized. Gene Ontology annotation, molecular function: magnesium ion binding; NAD binding; oxidoreductase activity, acting on the CH-OH group of donors, NAD or NADP as acceptor. The record is from RefSeq and is a predicted model, not a curated record. The coding region runs from base 298 to 1383 and encodes 361 amino acids. The transcript has a single exon. Lineage: Eukaryota; Fungi; Ascomycota; Sordariomycetes; Hypocreales; Nectriaceae.
GUCAUGAAUCCGUGCAGUCGGCCAAAUGGCAAUCAGUCCGACCUUAUCGGGGUCGUUACGCCGAUAAGAGACUGCGGACAUUUCUUUAUCCGCUUGGCCCGGCAAGACCGGGCCGGGAGAGAAGUGGGGAUUCAUCCUCCGCUUUUCCGUGUGCCGGUAUCGUCUAUGUACCUAUAUAACUAUAAGUUGAACGCUUUACGAACUGCAAAUUCUCAGGAAAUAAGUCAGAGAAUAUCCUCUCCCAAAGACGAGCCGUCAGCUUUGAUAUCCAGCAUCUGACUUCAUAAGCCUUUCAGAAUGUCCAAAACACUCAAGAUCGCCGUUAUCCCUGGCGACGGCAUCGGCAAAGAAGUCAUGCCCUACGGCGUCCGGUGUCUCAAAGCCGCAGCCAAGAAGUUCAACCUCUCUCUCGAAUUUCAAGAAUUCGACUUCGCAAGCUGCGACUACUAUGAAAAGCAUGGCAAAAUGAUGCCGGAUGACUGGAAGGAUACUCUCCAGAACUUUGACGCCAUCUACUUUGGCGCAGUUGGCAUGCCUGACCAAAUUCCCGAUAACGUCAGUCUCUGGGGCAGUCUUCUCAAAUUCCGCCGUGAAUUCGACCAGUAUAUCAACUUACGGCCUUGCCGGCUCGUGCCCGGUAUUCCCUCUCCCUUGGCAGGUCGCAAACCCGGCGACAUCGACUUCUGGAUCGUGCGUGAGAACACGGAAGGAGAGUACUCCAGCGUCGGGGGAAUCAUGUUUGAAGGAACGGAGCGAGAGACAGUGAUUCAAGAUACGGUCAUGACACGUGUUGGAGUCGAUCGUGUUCUUCGCUAUGCCUUUGAUCUCGCGCAAAGUCGACCGAGGAAGAAGUUGACGAGUGCGACGAAGAGUAAUGGUAUUAGCAUUACUAUGCCUUGGUGGGACAGCCGCGUGGCUGAGAUGAGUAAGAAUUACUCUGAUGUUGCGGUUGAGAAGUAUCACAUCGAUAUUCUGACGGCACACUUUGUCCAACGGCCUCAGAUCUUCGAUGUCGUUGUUGGGUCAAACCUCUUUGGUGAUAUCCUAUCUGACCUAGGCCCUGCAUGCACGGGAACGAUUGGAAUUGCACCAUCAGCAAACAUCAACCCAACGGGCGACUUUCCAAGCUUAUUUGAGCCCGUUCAUGGAAGUGCACCGGAUAUCUACGGCAAGGGAAUUGCGAAUCCUAUUGGAAUGAUCUGGGCAGGGCAGAUGAUGUUGUCGCACUUUGGGUACACAGAUGCUGCUGCGGGAAUGAUGACGGCUAUUGAGAAUGUACUGGCGAAGUCCGGAGCGGAAGUUAAGACGGCGGAUAUUGGGGGUAAGGGAAGCACGCAGACGUUGGGGGAGGCAAUUGAGAAGGAGAUUCUGUCAGGUCAAUAAGAUACGUGGAUGUGAUGGUCUUGUCCUGAAAUUUCAGCGAAAGUUCACACGAGUGAUAAGGCUCGAUAUGUCUAUUAAUAGACCAGAAAAGUUGUUUUGCUGCAUCCUGUUUCAAUGUCAUUGCGUUUCUAUAUUGAUCACCAGGAUCUGACAUGAGCCUACGAGGGGGACAGUGCACUCUCAGACACCAAAACAUCCAUAUCUUCAAUCUGACCAUCCUUCGCUUUUCGCACUUAACUAAAUUAAAAAUUUACUUAGGCUGCAGCGAGAAGCAUGCUGUGUGCAGUCCCAUCCACCAUUACGGCGAUAAACCUCCAAGCUACAUAUUCUUGCAUGAGC